Molecule: messenger RNA, 3801 nt
Organism: Ustilaginoidea virens
Lineage: Eukaryota; Fungi; Ascomycota; Sordariomycetes; Hypocreales; Clavicipitaceae
Exons: 4
Coding region: 1-3801 (1266 amino acids)
Biological process (GO): peptidyl-threonine phosphorylation; peptidyl-serine phosphorylation
Molecular function (GO): protein serine/threonine kinase activity; ATP binding
Source: RefSeq, a predicted model, not a curated record
AUGCACAAAGCAUCUUCUGGGUCUCUACAGGCGAAUCAUUCAACUCGAUUACGAAACCCUACUGAUUUCAACGCACCUUCUCCCACGGUCGCGAGCCCCGAUAUCUUUCUGCAAAGCGCUUCGAUGCUCUCGAAAUCUUCAUCUACCAACCAGUCUCUGCUUUCCCUCGAUCGGAAUGGCGAGACUGGUCAGAAAGCCCAGACGACCCCAUCUGUUGAAUUUCUGCCUUCGACCAGCUUCGACGAUCUGCAGAGCAGCAUCGAGUCUGCCUCAAACAACUUGAAGUUUAGACGACCCCCUUCACCAAUAGGAGACGGCAACGCACCACGCCCCUUGGCGAAUUCGAGGGCUGCCAAGGCAAAGUCGGUCCAACCUCCGCCAAGAACGAGCCACGCCAAUCUACUAGGAGUAUCUGAUGUUGCUCCAGAACAAAAUCGCCUCUCUGCUCUGGCCCCCCGGUCCCCGCGGGUCGGUGUCAAGACAAGCACCCCGUCGUCUAGCAAACGGAUGUCUUUCAUGCCAGCCAGUCACGCCACAGGUCUUGGAGCUCGAACCAUUAGCCCAACUGACACGAGGAGGAUGAGGCGAUUAUCCACAAUGCCCAAAUCGCAAAGCUGGAAUGUGCUUGCAACUGAGCCGCCGCCGCCGCCGCCGCCACCACCCUCGUUAAAUAUGCGAGCCGAGUCUCGAUCUCCUUCUAUAAUACCACGCAAACCAUCCCUGACUCCUUCCUCCGCUCGCACCACUCCGGAUGUGAAUAAUAGGAAAUCAUACAGCUCCGGCCUGUCAAUAGGAUCGACAACCAGUUUCAACACUGUGAGAACUUCAACCGGGUCUAUUCAGCCACGCCUCCAGCCAUCCUCCUCGGUUACUAGGUUACCCACUCCAAAGAGCGCGAGCCUACACAGCAGUAUGCAAGGCGAAGAUGACGAAGAUGUUCCCCCUGUUCCUGCUAUUCCCAAAGCCUACGAAUCUCCAAAGGAAACCUCUGCCGAGACGUACUUUGUUGACUUGAAGAAGUCAAACCUGAGCGCCAUGGACUCGACAAGCAUCCAUAGCAACUCGACCGGCAGCAUAUCUAUGCAAGUGCACCCUGAGCCGAUCAAAGCCCAGCAGAAGGCGGCCGCCAGAAAGAGCUCCUAUGUGGGCAUUUCAAGCAUUGAGCACGAGAAAAAAAGCAGCCAAGGUAAAAAGCAGUUGGAGCCCCUCAGACUACCGCCUCUGAAUAUUGGGCCGCUGAGCUUCCCAACAGCAUCCAAAAGGAGCCACCAAGAUGCCUCGCAGCGCGACCUAAGCCCGCUACCCUCACGACAGAUACACAAAUCUCCGACAACCCCCAUGACCGCAUCCAGGAGCUCGUUCUUUUCCAAGUGCAACUUUGACGAGCCUAUCGAGCUCCCCUCACUGCGGAGCAGCACAUCCACUCACCUUAUCCGCCGCGUCACGCCGACGCCACCAGGCGGCAGUUCAUCUGAUUCUUCCAACUUUCCAGAACCGACGCCGAAGACGAGCAUUUCGCCAUUUCUAUCUUCCUCCCUUCCAAAGGGUGGUUUAGAACCCGGCCAGUUGAAGAGAUCCAGGACGGGAGGAGGCUUUGCUACCAUCACAGGGAGCUUCUUUGACGAUGGCAUCCAACAAAAGCCCGCUGGUCCCCGGCAAUUGCACAAGCACAAGCUAGAACACCAGUCUCUCCCACCGAAACCCCCCGUGCCAGAGCCCCAGGCGCCAGAGUGGGAGGAACGGGAGCCCCGAAGUCCCUCGUCCAAGACCUCCCUAAGAAGGAAACUAAGUUUGUCAUGGAAGCGUGACAAAAGCAAGGCCUCCGCUGAUGCCUUGGAAAACCCCGUCCCGCUGCCGCAGACAAAGCCAGAGAACAUGGUCCCACCCCGGAUCCCGGCUUCAGCAUCUGCUACGAUCAGUGGCUUUGCAGGCUCGAAGCAGGCGAAUCCAAGCGCUUCGGCGAGCGCAAGCUCAAGCCUUGCCGACAUGGAGUCUCGAAGGCGCAAGAGCUCUGCAGCAAGCCUGGUGAAUUACGGCACGAGGGAUCGCGUAAAGAGCGAUACCUGGAGUGCGUACAAGGAAGGUCAGGACUCUGUCACAAAGGCAUCGACGAGACAUGCCAGCGGCGGGUUGGCCAGUGGGUUGGCCGACAGAGCUGUCAAACCCAAGGCAUCAUCGACUGUUCUUCAAACCGUCGGCUCUUGGACUACAGAGCUGGACAAGGAUGACAAAGCAGCCGAAGAAGAGAUGCGCAAGUUGGGAUCCCGACGGAAAGAAACCGAGAUUGCCGGCAGAACAAUUGACGCCUUGAAGAAGCGAGCAACGCCAAAGGAGCGAGUUGGUCCUCAAGAUGCCAUCCGCAUCGCCAUCUUGAACCUUUAUGAGCGAGGCGAAAUCGUUGACUACAAGGACAUUUACUUUUGCGGAACCCAGAAUGCACGCAAAGUUGUGGGUGACUUGCAAUCGGAUUCGCCCAACUUUGGCUACGAUGACGAGCGUGGAGAUUACACCAUUGUACCUGGCGAUCAUCUCUCCUACAGAUACGAGAUUGUGGAUGUCCUGGGCAAGGGAAGCUUUGGACAAGUGGUGCGCUGCAUUGAUCACAAGCUUGGGGACCUUGUCGCGAUCAAAAUCAUCAGAAACAAGAAGCGGUUCCACCAGCAAGCGCUAGUUGAGGUUAACAUUCUUCAAAAGCUUCGCGAAUGGGAUCCCAAAAACAAACACAGCAUGGUCAACUUUACGCAAAGUUUCUAUUUCCGGGGACACUUGUGCAUCUCGACAGAACUUCUGGACAUGAACCUCUACGAGUUUAUCAAGGCGCACUCGUUCCGCGGGUUUUCUAUUCGAAUCAUUAGACGAUUCACAAAACAGAUUCUGACCUCGUUGGUACUGCUCAAGCAGCGCAAGGUCAUCCACUGCGACCUGAAACCCGAAAACAUUCUACUGAGGCACCCGCUGCACUCUGAAAUCAAGGUCAUUGAUUUCGGCUCGAGCUGCUUCGAGAACGAAAAGGUCUACACGUAUAUCCAGUCGAGAUUCUACCGAUCGCCCGAGGUGAUCCUGGGCAUGACGUACAGCAUGCCCAUCGACAUGUGGAGCGUGGGCUGCAUUCUGGCCGAGCUCUACACGGGAGUUCCCAUUUUUCCGGGGGAGAAUGAGCAGGAACAGCUCGCAUGCAUCAUGGAGGUAUUCGGACCACCAGAGAAGCAUCUCAUCGAGAAGAGCACGAGAAAGAAGCUUUUUUUCGAUUCCUUGGGCAAGCCGCGGCUCACAGUAUCGUCAAAGGGCAGAAGGCGUCGCCCGUCGUCCAAAACGCUGCCGCAAGUGCUGAAGUGUGACGAUGAAGCAUUCCUAGACUUUGUUGCGCGCUGCCUGCGGUGGGACCCGGAGAGGCGACUGCGGCCCGAGGACGCUGUCCGUCACGAGUUCAUAACGGGCCAGAAGACGGCCGCUGCGGCCGUUCCGAGACUGCCGGCAAGAGACGCGUCGCCGUGCAAGCGAACGCCGGCGAGCGCGAACCUGCGUCCACUGCCGGAUCCUCCCAGCAGCAGCGUUGCAGCAAAGAGCCUUGGGCAUCCGAUGAGAAGCGGCAUCAGCCCGCACAAGGCCGUUUCCGGCAUUUCGCGACGCACCUCGGGGGGGGUUACGGCGGCUACAGCAGCCAGCCUCAGCAGACGGACCAGCGCUGGGGGUUCCGUCAGUAGCAUCAGCAGUCUGCCUCGAGCGGCCGGCCGAACAGCUAGUGGGAAGCAGGACUUGGCGGCAGCAGGUGCAUCGGCAGCGAUGAGCCGACGAGGCUGA